AUGGGCGGAACACUCUGUUGCUGCUGCCGAUCCGCGAGCGAAGAGAACCAGCAGCUCACCGAUGUAAUUCUCUCCAGACAGCCGCCCCCACCUGGUGAGCCUGCUCAUUCGCAUUUCGAAAAUGGGCCAUCGCGGAACGCGGAAAAAUUCAUAGUGCGCGAACUUUAGAUGAUUUUUUGACUGGAAGUUAUGAAAAGUUAACUUCAAGUCUAAAAAAGGGCUAAUGCAUUCGUUUUUCACUUAAGUGAAAAAUUUUAAGAAGCUCGAAAAGUGAAAAGUGUGAGAGAGCGUCAUACAUUAACUGAUAUGAGCUCGAAAAAAAAGGAAAAGAUUUUAAAUGCUCGAAACGUAAAUUGUUCCCAAAAACUUUAUCAAAAUUGGCAAAUUUUUCCAAGACCAAUUUAUUUUUCCAAUGCAAAGUUAGGCCGUUUGUUAAUUCUAGGCCAUGUGCGAAAAGAGCGCUCACCCGGCCAUGUCUUAUUUUUUGUUUUAGAUAGGCAACAAAAUCUGUUUUAAUUCUUUUGUUUUAUCAGAAAAUAUUUUCAGAGACAUGCCGAGGAAGCCUGCUUGUCUUUAUCAAUCCGCACAGUGGACGAGGAAAGAGUUUGGAAACAUUUGCGCACACAGUCGGCCCAAAACUAGACAAGAACUUGAUUCGCUAUGAAGUCGUUGUGACAAGUGAGUAUUUUUUCAUUGUGUAGUUUCAAAAAGUCUUUGCAGCUGGUCCUAAUCAUGCGAAAAAUGUCCUGAUGACAAAGACUGACCUCGGAAAGUUCAACGGAGUGCUGAUUCUGUCAGGAGAUGGCUUGGUGUUUGAGGCUCUAAAUGGAAUUCUUUGCCGAGAAGACGCUUUCCGGAUAUUCCCUACUCUUCCAAUUGGAAUCGUUCCAAGUGGCUCUGGGAACGGACUUUUGUGUUCGGUGUUGGCAAAAUAUGGGACAAAAAUGGAAGAAAAGGCUGUGAUGCAACGAGCACUGGAAAUCUCGACGUCGGCGACGGCAAAAGCAGAAUCGGUGGCAUUGCAUGCAGUGAAAACGGACAGCCAAACGUACGCUUCUUUCCUUUCGAUCGGAUGGGGUCUCAUGGCAGAUAUUGGUGAGUGAAUGACGAGCUACUUCCGGCACCAACUAGUGGGCAUUCAGAUAUUGAAAGCGAGAAAUGGAGGCGAUCGUUAGGAGCACAUCGGUUCUCUUUGAGCGGACUUAUUCGGAGUUUCGGUGAGUUGCUUGUUCUUCAACGAUACAGUUGAUUUCUCUUGCAGCCUUACGAACGUACAAGGGAAAACUGACGUAUCGGAUUUACAAACCGAAGAGCUUCAAGCCGUCGUCAAAUGUGUUCAGUAUUUACGAAAAGACUAUGGAGCAGAGGGUUUGUUCACAGAAAAUGAGUUACCGUUGAAUGAUCCGAUUUAUUUACAGGUUGAAGAAUUGAGCGAGAAAGCAGAAAAGCUAUCGUUGGAGGAUGAUGCAGAGGAAAAACCGGUGCCACUUGAACGGUGGACUCUGCACGAUGAAGAUGAAAAGUCAGAAGAGGAGUUGGUGACCAUUGAAGAAGAUUUCAUCAACGUGUACGCGGUCACUCUCUCCCACAUUUCCGCCGACGGCCCUUUUGCUCCGACUGCCAAGCUAGAGGACAACCGGAUCCAUCUCUCAUACAUCCUCAAGAAAGACGUCAAAACGAGAGUCGACAUUGCCAGAUAUCUACUUGCGAUCGAAAAACAAACUCACUUGGAUCUUCCGUUCGUCCAGGUAGCUAGUCUCAUUGUUUUCAAUGUAAAAAUAUAUUCCGUACAGCAUUUCGAAGUUUCCACGAUGACCCUUGAUGUCUUGAGCGAAGGAUCGUACGUGGUUCUCGAUGGAGAGGUGAUUGACACAAAGUCAUUAACUGUCUCAUCUACACACAACAACAUAUGCGUUUUCUCGCUUUCGGCCUGAAUUCAUAUUAUCAUUUUUCUCUAUUUUCUUCUUUUCCGUCGCUGACCGGUUUAGUGUAUAAACAUCAAUGUAUAGUAAAAUAUCCGUCAAGGAUAUCAAUACCUAAUCUAUUUUCAAGGGCCCUCUCCCUUUCGCCUUUUCAAUGUGCUUUCUCACUUUUUAUUGCGUCCCUUUCGUGGCACUCUGUGAUAUAAAGUUUUUCUUCUUCUAGCCUGCGUGACCGUAGAUUGUACAAGUUGUUUUCUGAUAUUUUUCAUCCUAUCAAGCCCUCAUUUCACCACUCAUUUAAAAGAUGCUGCAAAACCGUGCUGUUCGGUCGCUCCAUCACACUUCGAAACGGCUCUUCAACUGGCGGGACUCCAUGCAAGAAGGCACAUUUUCAGCCGAUGUCCACGAGACUAAACCGACCCAUAUCAUCGUGGGCGCAGGAAGUGCUGGCUGUGUUUUAGGUGAAUAGGAAGUUGUAAUUUAGAAGAGACCUCAGCAUUACUUUUAGCGAAUAGACUGACAGAAGAUCCAUCGAAUCGGGUGCUUCUCAUCGAAGCAGGACCAGUGGACCACCGAUGGGACUGGCGGAUACACAUGCCGGCCGCCCUUAUGUACAAUCUGUGCUCGGAAACGUACAAUUGGCAUUAUCACACGACGGCGCAGAAAAACCUCGGAAACAGAGUAUUCUAUUGGCCGAGAGGAAGGUGAGAACUCAUCGGAAAUUGAGUGGAAACGGAACCAAACACAAAUUCAGAGUGUGGGGAGGCAGUUCGACGUUGAACGCGAUGUGCUACGUUCGAGGACACGCAUUUGACUACGAUCGGUGGGAAAAAGAGGGAGCUGUCGGAUGGAAUUAUGCCAAUUGUCUUCCGUAUUUCAAAAAAGCGGAAACAUAUUCGCAUUCUACUGGAGAAACAGAUGCGUACCGCGGACACAACGGACCGUUGCACGUGAGCAGAGCAAACGCGGAUAAUCCGCUGCACAAGGCUUGGCUGAAAGUUGGAGAUGAGCAUCCGAUUGGGAAAACGGAGGAUAUGAACGGAGAGAAACAGGAGGGAAUAUCCACUAUGGAUAUGAAUAUCCACAAAGGAGAGCGGUACUCUAACGAGCAUUUCGAAAAAAGAAAUUCAUAACUUGCAGAUGGAGUGCUUCGAAAGCGUACGUGCAUCCGAUCAGAAGUCGUCCAAAUCUCAUCACUUCAUCCGGAAUCACUUGCACGCGCGUUCUCUUCGACAAGACCAGGGCGAUCGGAAUAGAGUUCAUUCGAAAACUCAACUUUGUCGGGACGGACAGCAUCGAUUCGUACAGUCGCGAGAAAGUUUACUGUCAGGGAGACGUCAUCCUGUCUGGCGGAGCCAUCAACACUCCGCAAAUUCUGAUGCUGAGUGGAGUGGGACCAGCCGCCCACUUGAGAUCUCACGAGAUCCCAGUAGUUGUCGACCUACCCGGAGUGGGACAGAAUCUGCAGGAUCAUUUGGAGAUCUAUGUACAACAGGAAUGCACUCAGCCAGUCACCCUGUACGAUAAAAGCUCCUGGAAGUUCCCUCACAACAUGAUCAAGAUUGGUCUGGAAUGGUUCACGAACAGGACGGGACUCGGCGCGUCUUCUCAUCUAGAAACAGGCGGAUUCGCAAGAUCGGAUCAGUCUGUCAGCCACCCAGACAUCCAGUUCCAUUUCCUUCCGUCAACAGUACAUGACGACGGAAGAACCAGUGGUACCUGUCACGGUUAUCAAGUAAGGAAGCUUCGUUCUUCUGACAGUGAAUAAAAAAUAAAUGUGUUGUCCAGGUACACGUUGGUCCGAUGCGGUCCCAAUCGAAAGGAUACGUCAUGCUACAGGCGAACGAUCCGAGAAGAGCACCGAUAAUCAACCCGAACUACAUGGACGAAGACGCGGAUUGGCGGGAGUUCCGCAAGUGUAUCCGCGUGUCGCGGGAACUGUUUGCUUCGAAGGCAUUCGAUGAAUUCCGAGGGAAGGAAUUGGCUCCGGGAGUGGAAACACAGUCAGAUGCGGAUAUCGAUCGAUUUGUAAAGGAGAAGGCGGCGUCCGCGUAUCAUCCGUCGUGCACUUGCAAAAUGGGAUCGAAAACGGACAGAAUGGCAGUGGUUGAUCCAGAGUCGAUGACUGUUUACGGAACAGAAAAUCUAAAGGCGAGAGGGGAGAGGUGCUCUAAAAGUAACGCUAAUUCUGUUGCAGGUGGUGGAUGCUAGUGUGAUGCCGUCGAUUGUCAGUGGAAAUCUGAAUGCGCCAGUGAUGAUGAUGGCUGAACGGGCUGCCGAUUUGAUAAAGCACAAAAAGCAGAUUCUACCGCCUUCAGCAGCGAACGUUUGGAAGCAUAAUUAG
Caenorhabditis sp. 36 PRJEB53466 is the source of this 4266-nucleotide messenger RNA. Lineage: Eukaryota; Metazoa; Nematoda; Chromadorea; Rhabditida; Rhabditidae. The record is from the annotation of a GenBank genome assembly.